CAUAUUGAAAAUAAUUUUGUUCAAUUUUUUUUUUAUGUGUGUGGAAAGUUGGAAACCUAGAAAAUGAGCCUAAAAAUUGAUGAAAUUCUGUGCACUGGCUGUAACAUCGACCUAAAUCUGGUUGUAAAGAUAUCAAUAAAAAAAAGUGAAAUCCGGGACAAUCGGGAGUCGGGAAAACUAGUUUUACCGCUUGCCAACAUUAUAUGAUCGGGAUCGCCAUUUUGACUUAAAUUACAAACAAAGGUCGGCGCCUGUUGAUAAACCUGUAUUAGAUAGAACAAGUAAUUUUACAACUGGAACCUGUUAGAGGUUGCAGGUUUUAGAUUAAAGCAAUAACUUGGUCAUAAUGGCAGAGUUCAACUCCACACAUACACUUUAUACUGAAGACCCCUCACCUGAUAUGGAGUUUACUGUAAAGAAGGAGCCACUUGGGAUUUCUGACUCUAUGGAGGAGGAGGAAAACCAACAGCUGUUAACAGUGAAGAGGGAAAAAGAAGUCUGGUCAUCUAAUUCAAAGAUUCAAAGUGAGGCUGAAAAGUCAACCAGCAAAGCUUUUCAAUGUGAUUUCUGUUUAAAGAACUUCAGCCUGUCCUGUAGCUUAAUCAGACAUAAAAGAAUACAUACUGGAGACAAACCUUAUAAAUGUGAUGUGUGUGGGAAGGCAUUCACCCAGUCUCAUACCCGUCAUGAACACAUGAGGAUACAUACAGGUGAUAAACCUUACAAGUGUGAUGUGUGUGGGAAGGCAUUCAACAAAUUAGGUAACUUAAACUGCCACCUGAGGACACAUGAUAAACCUUAUAAAUGUGAAGUGUGUGGGAAAGCAUUCAGCCAGUCACAUCACUUACAGACUCACAUGAGAACACAUACAGGUGAUAUACCUCAUAAAUGUUACGUUUGUGGAAAGUUAUUCACCCGGAAAGAUACCUUACAAUUACACAUGAGAAUACAUACAGGUGAUGAACCUUACAAAUGUGGUGUUUGUGAGAGAUUAUUCAAAUAUGCCUCCAAUUAUAAAAGACACAUGAGGACACAUACUGGAGAUAAACCUUAUAAAUGUGAUGUGUGUGGGAAGCCAUUCACCCAAUCUUAUACCCGUCAUGAACACAUGAGGAUACAUACAGGUGAUAAGCCUUACAAGUGUGAUAUGUGUGGGAAGGCAUUCAACAAAUUAGGUAACUUAAACUGCCACAUGAGGACACAUGCAGGUGAUAAACCUUAUUAAUGUGAAGUACUAGUAUGUGGGAAAGCAUUCAGCAAGUCACAACACUUACAGACACACUUGAGAACACAUACAGGUGAUAUACCUCAUAAAUGUUAAGUUUGUGGAAAGUUAUUCAACCGGAAAGAUACCUUACAAGUACACAUGAGAAUACAUACAGGUGAAGAACCUUACAAAUGUGGUGUUUGUGAGAGAUUAUUCAAAAAUGCCUCCAAUUAUAAAAGACACAUGAGGAAACAUACUUGAGAUAAACCUUAUAAAUGUGAUGUGUGUGGGAAGG
This is a messenger RNA of Saccostrea cuccullata (small rock oyster), 1502 nucleotides long. RefSeq names its product zinc finger protein 239-like. Gene Ontology annotation, molecular function: DNA-binding transcription repressor activity, RNA polymerase II-specific; RNA polymerase II cis-regulatory region sequence-specific DNA binding. Bases 347 to 1225 code for a protein of 292 amino acids. Gene Ontology annotation, cellular component: nucleoplasm. Lineage: Eukaryota; Metazoa; Mollusca; Bivalvia; Ostreida; Ostreidae. The transcript has 4 exons. The record is from RefSeq and is a predicted model, not a curated record. Gene Ontology annotation, biological process: regulation of transcription by RNA polymerase II.